AUGCAUUUUACAUUCCACUAUGCACUUCAACAUAGUCCUCCCUUCACAGGUUCUUCUCUAUCGAAGCUAUCACUAUCCACGGCUUCGACGCCAUCCUCACCUUCGUCACUAGCGCUACACGACGCGCCAACCGGCCAAGCCAUACAUAUCUAUCUAGUUCCAACACUAGCAACCGCGCCCAACGAGCUUACGCCUCUCUCUCUCUCGACGGUCACUUCAAACGCGCAAAGGGUCUCGGCCCUAAUCAAGCGCAUUCAUCCCACGGUGCCUCUCACUAUUCGGCGCAUCGUACUUUUCUUUCGACGUACACCUUCGACCAUGCCUCUCUUCCUUCGACACACCACCCAUAUCUCGUCGGCCAGCUUCGCAAAGCCUAAGCUCUUAGAGCUCGUCCCCGUUCUCGCUAGCCAGCCUAGCUUCCAUUCAGAUCCCAUCUUCUACAAAGCAAAUGCAAUCAACAGAGGCAAUCCUACCACUAAGCCAAAACAAUACUGUACCUACUACCAGUGUAAGACAGUACACACUAUAGAGCAAUGCCAUCUCAACCCCGCUGACGCCAACGCCAAUGCUAACACUACCAGAUCGGCUGAUACGCUAACCACCACCGCCGCUUCCUCUGCUACUACAGCCAAUUCCGUCACCGGAAGCCCUAUGUUACGCUCCAACAACCCAUUUACAAGCUAG
Penicillium expansum is the source of this 684-nucleotide messenger RNA. RefSeq lists its product as uncharacterized. Bases 1 to 684 code for a protein of 227 amino acids. The transcript is spliced from 2 exons. The record is from RefSeq and is a predicted model, not a curated record. Lineage: Eukaryota; Fungi; Ascomycota; Eurotiomycetes; Eurotiales; Aspergillaceae.